This is a messenger RNA of Orussus abietinus, 506 nucleotides long. RefSeq names its product zinc finger protein 808-like. The record is from RefSeq and is a predicted model, not a curated record. Lineage: Eukaryota; Metazoa; Arthropoda; Insecta; Hymenoptera; Orussidae. Gene Ontology annotation, molecular function: DNA-binding transcription factor activity, RNA polymerase II-specific; RNA polymerase II transcription regulatory region sequence-specific DNA binding. Gene Ontology annotation, cellular component: nucleus. Gene Ontology annotation, biological process: regulation of transcription by RNA polymerase II. The annotation marks the transcript as partial. The transcript has 3 exons.
AUGGCUAUCCAGUGGCUGGAGGACGAGCUGGACGUGGACGAAGAGUUCAAGAUCAAGAUCGAGGUACCCGUAGGAGACACUUCGCAAACGUUCGAGAGCAACGAGAAGGCGUGCGAGAUCUGCAACGAGAGGUUCCACUUUGUUACGCGUUUGGUCGCCCAUCUAAGAAUCGUCCAUGGGAUUCACAGACCCUUCAAGUGCAACACUUGCGACAAGACCUAUCCCCAGCAAUUCAUGCUAAAUGCCCACGUUAAGAAAUCCCACACCCCGAAGACCGUCCCCUGUGGGGUCUGCGAUUUCAUGGGAGUGUCGGCUACGGACGUGGAGCGUCACAAGAAUCGCCAUCACAAGGACGUCAAGUUCACCUGCGAGAUCUGCAGCGAGGUCUUCUUCGAGAAAUCCGCCCUGAUGACCCACACGACCAUGCAUGACUUCAUGCAAUUUCAACAGUGCAACGCGUGUGGCAGCACCUUUGAUGACGUGUACUCCCUUAAGGAGCAUAACAG